This is a messenger RNA of Frankliniella occidentalis (western flower thrips), 2102 nucleotides long. RefSeq names its product monocarboxylate transporter 3-like. The transcript is spliced from 5 exons. Gene Ontology annotation, biological process: transmembrane transport. The record is from RefSeq and is a predicted model, not a curated record. The coding region runs from base 11 to 1249 and encodes 412 amino acids. NCBI's taxonomy places the organism in Eukaryota, Metazoa, Arthropoda, Insecta, Thysanoptera, Thripidae. Gene Ontology annotation, molecular function: monocarboxylic acid transmembrane transporter activity.
CGGCGCCGCGAUGGUCCGGGAGGCCGCCUCGCUGAUGCUGGGGCAGUACUUCAAGAAGCGGCGCGCGGCGGCAGAGUGCCUCAUGCUGUCCGGGGUCGGCCUCGGAAUAUCCACCUUCACGGCCUUCUACACGGACACUGUGGGGAGACUGGGGUGGCGCCUCGGCCUGCAGGCCGCCACGGGCCUCGUCGCGACGGGCUUCUUCGUCGGCGUGCUCUACCGGCCGGCGUCGCUGUACCACCCGCAGCGCCGCGCCAUCUCGCACCUCAAGGCGCAGCGCAAGCGAGUCAAGCACAAGAAGGCCCUGCGCCCGCCGCGGCCGCCCCUCAUCGACAUGGCGCCGCUGCACUCGCGGGCCGUGAGGCUGCUCGUGGGCGCGUCGGCCGCCGCCGCCACCGGCCUCUACACGCCGGCCUUCCACCUGGGCUUCCAGGCGGCCAAGGAGGGCGUCCCCGAGGCCGGCGUGCGGCUGCUGCAGAUCAUCCUGGGGCUGGGCGCCGCCCUGGGCUGCUACGUGGCGGGGGCCGUGACGGCGAGGCGCAGCGACCAGUGCCUCGUGUCGCGGCAGAACCUCGUGCAGACCUCCAUGCUGGGUGCAGCGCUGUCCCUGCUGGCGCUGGGCUGGGUCUCGGGGUACCACGGCUACGUGCUGGUCACGUGGCUGUACGGCACCAGCCUGGGCGGCACGCUCUACUCCCUCAAGAUGUUCACCAUGGAGCGGGUGCGCGCGCGCUACUUCUCGCGCACGUGGGCCUUCGUGCAGGGCGCGCAGGCCGUGCCCGUGCUCCUGGGGGUGGCCAUCACAGGCUACAUCAACGAGAGCAACCCACGCUGCGGCUACUACUUCUCGCUGGCCUUCACGCUGGUGGGCGCCGUCCUGGUGCACCUGUCGGCGUGGCCCGACACCGGCACGAGCAACGUGACGGGCGACUGCGACCCGUGCGUCUGCCCCCCGCUGGCGGGUGGGCUGGGCCCGCUGCCGCUAGGGGUGGGCGGCCCGCCGCUGGCGCCCACCGGGCUCGGCCCGGGGGUGGGGCCGCUGGGCGCCCACCUGCACCACUUCCACCCGCACGGCCACCACCAGAACGCCAUGUUCGGGGCGCCCUCGCCGUGCCACCAGUACCCGCUCGUGUGCGACCUCCCGCCGCCCACCAUGCCGCUCAGGGCGACCAGGUCCGUGCCGGAGGGACUGUACCGGCCGCCGGGCAGGCACGUGACGGUCAUCGAGCAGAUCACCACGUCCGUGUGACCACCGCCGACGAGGACGAGGUCCACAACACGCCUCAGCGACGAAGAAAUGAUGUUCUGAGGAUGGACAAUUUGGGCCUUUGUCGGUUGACGCUGGCCGGACUCGGCGGCGCAGUCAAACCUAGAUAGGAUAGGUAUCCUAUCUAGGUCAAACUAAGUUCUAUGGAGAAAGGGAAGUCCUGUGGAAGAAAAGGACAUGCUGUGAGAGAAUAGGGUUACAAAUAAAUUGGUGCCAAGCAGUGCCAAAGUGUAGAAGCCAUGUGAUAUGCAAAGAAACAGGGUACCUCGAUCUUUCUUUCCUUCACUCUACCAUCGAUGUGGCUUACGUUAUUUACAGAAAAAAUCUAGAUGUUAAGUAUUUAUGACCUUACUUAAAUUUGUUGACAAUUCUUAGUUAAUGUAGAUUAUUAUUGAUGGUGUUUUAUUGAUGGAUGAAGAAUUGUAUUAGUAUUAUGCCAAAUAUUUUGGCUUUUUUUGAUGGGAGCAAUGAAGUAAUUUAUUAACUGCCCUCUUUUGUGCCUUUCUUUUAAGAAUAUUGAUUCCUCUAUUUAGUUUCAGUUUUAUCCUGUUCUUCUUGUCAAUAGAAGAUGUUCAUUCAUGUUCUAGAAUAAGUUGAAGAUUUUAUGUCAUAAAAAUAUUUUAUAACUGUAUUCAAACUUGGAUUAAAGUAUAGUACAAAUCAAUCAAUUUGUGAGACUGAGUUUUUAAGCAGGUACAUAUGUCUGUAAACUCAUAUGAAUUUGUCAAAUUUCUCAAUUAACCAAAAAAUAGAACAUAUAAAACAAAGUAAAUGUGGGAUUAAAAGUAAACCAAAAAUAAAACUACACAAAGUCUCAAAACUAUCUACAAUUUAA